This is a messenger RNA of Synchiropus splendidus (mandarinfish), 2130 nucleotides long. RefSeq names its product ras association domain-containing protein 8-like. Gene Ontology annotation, biological process: signal transduction. The record is from RefSeq and is a predicted model, not a curated record. NCBI's taxonomy places the organism in Eukaryota, Metazoa, Chordata, Actinopteri, Syngnathiformes, Callionymidae. Bases 810 to 1919 code for a protein of 369 amino acids. The transcript has 4 exons.
GUGUACAAUUCCGCUCAGCAGGUGCUUAUCUGCUUCAAAUCUGGUUUCACAGUGAGUAUUGUAUCUUUCUUUUCAUAUUUUGCGUUUUAACUUCUUCGUUGACUUUAGAAAAUACGAGUUCAAUGAAGUAUUUAUACUCCCAGUAUAUCUCAAUGUAUGGCACGGAAACUAACGAGACUAUUUAACCAAUUAGUUUCAAGGUUAAGUUGUUUAAUGUUGGUAUUUUUUCCCCAUAAUUUUUCUUUAGAUUUUCUCACAGAUAGAAUAGAACAACAAAGCAGAACAAUUAGUAGGAAGCUGAGGCAUUCCUGAAUAUUUCAGUAAUUUAUUUUUGAUUUAUUUAAGUCAGUUAUAACACCAAACACAUUUGUUUUGUUUCAAACACAGUUGUGUCAUUCUUCAUUAUCAUGUCUAGCCUAUGGACCUUUCCCGCCAGGGGUUACCAUUUCCACUCCUCCACCCAAACCUGUUGAAAUUAUACACAUUUAUUAAUCAUUUUUUGUUUCAACAAGUGUCCUGAAUAUAUUGAUGAAUGAAUUGCAUUUAUUUCUGUGUAUUUCUUUAUUUACUAUAAAAUUUUGUGUGAAAAAAAUGUUUUUUAGGAGUCAAAAGUGUUGUUAUUGCAGUGGAGCUCUACUGAUGUUUUGUGAUUUGUUUUCUGUGCUCUCACUGUAACAUUUAUCAAAUGAAUCAUUCAUCAUAUGUGACAGUGUUUUUAUUUUAAAUUUAUGUAAGUAAGUAGGGGGCAGGUAUUUUGUAGAAAUGUCUACAAUAAACUGUUUCAUUUCUAUAAAGCCUUAGGGUCCCUGAUGGAGCUGAAGGUUUUGGUAGAAGGCGUGGCCAGGGUGGUGUGUGGUAUCACCUCCGAAACACCCUGUCAGGACAUUGUCAUUGCUCUGGCACAAGCUAUCGGUCGCACUGGCCGCUAUGUUCUCAUCAUGAAACUGAGAGGAACAGAGAAGCUGCUGCUUGCAGAUGAGUGUCCUCUUCGCCAUCUGACCCAGCUGGGCCAGCUGGCUGCAGAGGUCCAGUUCGUCCUGCGCAGGAAGGGUCCAAGUCUCAGUGACAAGCCUGAGAUGCCGGACCAAAGACUUCUGCGGCUGCCCAAACCAUUCCAGCAAGAAGCCCUCAGCGAGCCACAAAGGGCCCUCAGCUUCACUCAUGGUCCGUCAUCAAGUGUGCCUUGGCUGAAACCGAACCAGGCCUGGUCUCCCAGAGCUUCUCCUGAGCCACACAGGGUGACCAACAAAGAAGAGGUGUUUCGGCAGAUUCUGCAGCAGCGGAGGAAGCUGAAGAACUUGGAGUCUGAGAUCCAAUUGCUAGAGCUAGAGACCAGAGAAUGGGAGCGGAUGUGUGCUGCCUCUCUUCCUAGUCAGACCCCGACACUAGAGGACCAUGCGGAACUGGAGCGACUGCAGCAGCUGAACCAGGCUGAGCUCUUGCUGGUGGAGGACUGGGAGCUACUGCUCCAUUCAGAGCUUGAAAGAGAAACUGAUCUGCACCUGAGCCUGCAGCAGAUCCAGAGAUCCAUCGAUGAUCGUGGGAUCCAGAUCCACAGAGAGCGGGAGCGAGCCUCUCAUCUUGAACAAGAUGUGCAGCUCAUCGUCGACAGAGAGAGAUCACAGCUGGACGACAGAGAGUCCAUAGAUGCUCUCCAGGCGCUAAAGAAGCAGCUGCAGCACCGGGUGUUGCUGGGUCAGGACCUGGACUCUGAGCUGUCUGGGGCAGACAGAGCUCUCAAGUUGGCAGACCAACAAAUCCAGGAAAAAUGGGAGCUGAUAGAGGACUUGAAUAAAGAGCUGCGCCAGUGCAACCUGCAGCAGUUCAUAAUGCAGACAGGGGGCGCUCCAAACACGGAGCAGAUGCAGGCGCUCCACACGUCUGGCAUUUACCUCCACAACGCUGGAAUCCUCAAGUAGAGACCGUACUGUUUCAGAAUUGUACCAAACGAAGGAAUGUUUGUCAUUUUAAAAAGGAAUGUAGUACUGAAUGUUUUUUACCUUAACCGUUAUUUAAACCUAAUUCAAAUCUUCAAAAAUGGAAAAAAUUGUUCCAUGUAAUUGAAUUUUUACAUAUGAAAUAAAAUGUAUUGAAUUAACACUGUCGCUAUUUUUAUAUUGUGAAAGUAUG